Molecule: messenger RNA, 3270 nt
Organism: Theileria annulata
Lineage: Eukaryota; Apicomplexa; Aconoidasida; Piroplasmida; Theileriidae
Product: chromosome maintenance protein (SMC5 homologue), putative
Exons: 2
Coding region: 1-3270 (1089 amino acids)
Biological process (GO): double-strand break repair via homologous recombination
Cellular component (GO): Smc5-Smc6 complex
Molecular function (GO): ATP hydrolysis activity; ATP binding
Source: RefSeq, a predicted model, not a curated record
AUGAGAAAUGGCUCAAUCCGUUACAUAUCAAUGGAAAAUUGGAUGGCCUAUACAGGCCCAGUUGUUGUUCAUUCGACACCAGGAGUUAACAUUAUAGCUGCAUCAAAUGGAUCAGGCAAAAGCGCUAUAGUCUGUGCAAUCGCACUAUCAUUGGGUUUUGAUUUAUCAAUUUUGUCAAGAGCUGAUAAUAUUAGUUCAUUCGUUAAAAGAGGCUGUAUGAACUCUACACUUAAGGUUGGAUUAGCCGAUGGUGAUUCUAGUCAAGGAGUAGUUCAUAUAGAGAGAAGGAUAUUUUUGGCUGCAAAUUUACCAAAUGAGCAUUCUGAAUCUAAUAAAGCCAAUUCGUCUAAUCAGAAUAGUGGACACAAACAAAAGAUUCCUGUUCGAAAUGAAUGGUUCCUGAAUGGGAAACCAACUAAUUUAAGCAAUAUAAAAUCACUUCACAAGAGAUUGAAUAUACAAUUGGAUAAUUUAGUUACAUUCCUGGCACAAGCCAAUGUAGGUAAAUUUGCAGCCAUGACACAACAACAGCUAUUCAGAUCAACAUUAGAAGCAAUCGACUUUAAAUUGGUAGAUGAGCUCGACAAUUUAAUAGACUUAUCUCAAAACCUAAAGUCAAAAGUGUUUGAAUCUAAACUACUGCAGGAGAGUCUAAAUGCCUGUAACAAGAAGUUAUCUGAGCUCAAAAUUAUUAGCGACACGCUCAUAAAGGUUAAGGAUGCAACUUUGUAUAUGAAUAUUGUAAAGUUGAAACUUAAUCAAAAUAAGCUGAGUAACGUAAAAAAGGCAUAUGAAACGACUCGAAAAAGAAUUGGAGAUACAAACAAUGACAUAUACUCGCAUGAAAUUAAGCACAAGAAACUUGAGGCUAAGUAUAACAAGAUUAAGAGUGGGUCGAAAAGUCUCUAUGAUCUAGCCAAGAAUAAUAUUGAACACGCCAAUAAGAUAAUGCAACAGGAUAAUCCAAGUUGUAUAUCAAACAGUAUGAAUGAUAGUGGACUUAACGAGCCAGUUCAAAAGGCAUUUUACGACUCCUUGUCAAUGUUAAAUUCAUUUUCAAAUGACAUCCAAAGAAAAGAAUCGAGAAUGCAAAUAUCAGAAGAGGGUGAACAAACCUUAAGAGAAAAAAUCCAAUCACUGACUGAAGAUAUAAACUCAUUAAAAUCGAAAUUGUCUGAUGUUGAUGAAAUAGUAAGCGCAAUAGCUACGAACAAGAUAAAGGAAGAUUCAAUUCGCUAUAAUCUAAAGAAAUUCACAUCGAAUUCUUACGAUGACCCAAUGAAAUUACAGUUCGAAGCUCUUUUGAAGAAUUUAUCCUACGUGAAGAGAGAUAUGAUCAUGAGAUAUAACAGGUACUGCGAAGCUAAAUCAAUUGAGCCGAAAAAGUUCAUAGUCAACGAUAUCAAGGUUUCAGGAGUCUUAAACUGCUCAAUAGUAGAGAAUCUAAUAUGGAAUUACCUGGACUGUAUACUGUUACACAGUUCUGAAUUUGACGAUAAUCUCAAGCUAAUCAAAGAUUUUAAACUGCCAACUGUCACUGCUCCAGAAAGAAAUAAUGUUAUGUGUAAAGUAACAGACAAAAUGAAGUCAUAUGGAGUAAUGAGUUUUGUUCACGAAUUAGUAACAGCAUCUGAUCUUACAAUACAAGUCUUAUCAAGCCUAUGUGAUAUAAACGAAGCGUUUAUAGUUGAUGAAAAGACUUAUAAUAAGAUAUUCUUCUCCAAUAAAAACAAAUCGAAUCCAGAAAACCUUUUCUCUGAAUUUUACAAGACAAUGUUACAAGAGAUAUCCAAUCAAAUAGGUGAAAGAGUUUCUGAAAUCAAGUAUUUCGUUGGGAAUAAAAAACAUGUCCACAAACAUUUCUAUAAAUCCAACUAUUUUAUGGACACGGAAAUGGAAAUUUCUAAUAAACCUAAAGUGAUUGUGGACUUUUCAAACUUUGGAAAAGAUUCAAGAAAUGAAGAAAUGAUGGCGCUUGAAAAUGAACUGGAUGAGGUAAGAAGUAAGUUAUAUGACCUGAAUAAGAAACUGAAUGAACAAAACGAGCUCAAUAAAAAUACAAAUAGAAAAUUAUACACAUUGACGAAACAAAAAUUAACUCUAGAGAAAUCAUUGAAUGCUAUAACAGCAAAUGAUAACCAGAAGAUUUCUGGAAGAAGCUGGAAGCACGAUUUAAACAAGUUGAAAAAGAGUAGACUGAAACACAUCUCCAACUCUAUAGUCGACACAGCAAAAACAUUGAUGAUAAGAAUACAAAAUGCCUCUGAAAUGAAGAAUAUUCUGAUAGAGGCAAAUGAAUCGUAUGACGAAUACUGUUCAAAGGUAGUGGAAAUUGAUGAGAUGAGUAACAACGUGACAAUUUCAAAGAACCAACUUGAUGAACUUAAAUCAAGCCUAACUCUACUACAAAACACAUUUAAAGAACAGAAAGAGAGAAUAGAUUUGUAUACCAAUGUAAUAAAUGAUGUGAAACAAGCAAUUAAUGAUAGUGAACAGCUAUUUGAGUCUGAUUUGUUUGAAGAGAGUACAAAUAACUUUAAUGAAGUAAAGAAACGAUUUGAAAACAAGUUAAUUAAUUUAUCGGAUUCUGAUCUAGAGAAGGAGCUUAUAAAGGCUGAAGAACAGGUCAAGAAAUUGGAAACAGAUGAUUUUGAGGAAAUUCAACUUAUUAAAAUGAUCCAAGAUGAAAGAACACAGAAGGAUAAGCUUAAACAGAAAAUUUAUGAUAAUAGAACUGAAGUUAAUACAGCCACUGAAGAAUUGAAUAAAAGAUAUGGAAUUUGGGAGUCAAAUGUUAAACAAUUAGUUACAGAAAUUGAUUACAAGUUUGGAAAAUAUAUGGAAUACAUUGGAGAUGGAUCGGGAGGUCAAGUAAGAUUAGAUGUAGAUAUUGAUAAUAUACAAGAAGCCAAGAUGAGAAUAUUAGUCAAGUUUGAUAGAGAAAAGGACCUACUGCCUCUAACAACAUCAUAUCAAUCUGGAGGAGAACGUGGAGUAACAACAAUGGUAUACAUACUUUCAGUUCAGAAUCUUACAAAUAACCCUUUCUUCGUUAUUGAUGAAAUAAAUCAAGGACUCGAUUCACAUUAUGAAAGAAAUUUAAUGAAACUAUUACUGGCAUCGAAUAAUUGUGAAGAAGAUUCACAGAACCCAUCAACACCUCAAUAUUUCAUUUUAACACCCCAACUAAUUUCAGGAUAUGACCUUUCAAAGGCAACACUUCAUUUUCCACUAAAUGGACCAGGAAUUGAACAAAAUAUUGAAAUAUAA